Molecule: messenger RNA, 1720 nt
Organism: Monopterus albus (swamp eel)
Lineage: Eukaryota; Metazoa; Chordata; Actinopteri; Synbranchiformes; Synbranchidae
Gene: ch25h
Product: cholesterol 25-hydroxylase
Exons: 2
Coding region: 195-950 (251 amino acids)
Biological process (GO): lipid biosynthetic process
Molecular function (GO): oxidoreductase activity; iron ion binding
Source: RefSeq, a predicted model, not a curated record
UUCUUCCUCCAUUUCUGGCGCCCUUAGUAUUUGCCUAUACUGACUAUGGCGCUGACGGCUCCUUACAGUAGGAACAAGCCCUAUAAGGACAUGGGGGAGGGGCUCCGGUCAUGGUGCGCAGGGCUGAGUCUUAUAAAAGCAGCUGUGGUGAAGAAAGUAUUCUGUGAAACCAAGACUCAGACUAGACUGACAACAUGAUGCUGCUGCAGCCUCUCUGGACCUUCCUCCUGGGACACUCGUCCCUCCUGCUCUCCCCAUUCUUCCCCAUCCUCUUCUCCAUUUCUGUCUACCUGUUCUUCUGCCUGCCCUUCCUGCUGCUGGAAGUGCUGUCCUCCAGGUGGGCCCUGGUGCGCAGGUACAAGCUGCAUCCUCAGAGCUCUGUCAGCUGGUCCUCAGUGCGGAGCUGUUUGGCUCUGACUCUCUACAACCAUCUGGUCUUCAUCUUCCCACUCACUGUGAUCCACUGGUACCUGAGGUCGGUCCACCUGCCCACACAGGCCCCGACCCUCCCCUGCCUGCUGGCUCAGGUGCUGGUCUGCCUCCUGUUCUUCGACUUUCAGAGCUUCAUCUGGCACCUGGUGCACCACAAGGUGCCCUGGCUCUACUGCAACGUCCACAAGGUGCACCAUACCUACACCACCACCUCUGCCCUCACCACUGAGUACACAGGAGCCUGGGAGACUCUCAGCCUGGGCUUCUUCGCCGCCAUCAACCCCUUCCUGCUGGGCUGCCACCCACUCACGGAGCUGGCCUUCUUCGUGGUGAACAUCUGGCUGUCGGUGGAGGACCACUGUGGCUUCAACCUGCCCUGGGCCACCCACCGUCUGGUGCCUCUGGGGCUGUACGGCGGGGCCCGCCAUCAUGACCUCCAUCACCUCAUGUCCAAGUGCAACUAUGCCCCCUACUUCACCCACUGGGACCGGCUGGCCGGUAUACUGCACACAGAAUAAAGACAGUGUGUGGACUGAUGGAGAAGUUUCUGCACUGAUCGAAGUGUUUAUAAACUGGCUGAGAGAUGUUUCUGAAUUGCAUGGUUUCUGAACUGGCGGAGGUUUCUGAUCGGACGGAGAACUUCAUCUAAUGGUUGUGAACUGAUGAAGAGUCAAAGAACACAUCUAAAGCUUUGGUUUCUGGACCGGUUGAGAUGUUUUUUAACAUCGACGCUGCUGUGCUGUUCAGUUGCCUUCACCUCAAAUCCUUAAGACUGAUAUAUAAUGCAAGAUGCUAUAUUUUUACACACUUUAUAUUUUUUUAUUUAUGUAUUUAUUGACUCCUUAACUUAAAGAAAUAGAGUGAAGUUAAUUUCAAUGCAGAUUAAACUGUUUGAAGAAAAAUGAUGUGUUGAAACCAGACUAUAUUCUAUGUACAUCUUCACUUAAGCUAAUGUAUGGACAAGCUAAUGUUACAUAAAGAUUGUUUUAGUUGGAUGAGAAGAUUCAAAAAGUGACUGAUGUAUUUAAGAUGGACUGUACAGAGCGAAAUGAAUGAAUGAAGGAAAGUGUCGACUGUGAAGGGAAGCUGGUUUGGAGGAUGAGUUGUGGGCAUUGGAAAAAGAAGUGCUUUAGAUGAAUGUUUCUUUUGGAAUAAAAUAAAAAUCCAGAAGGAUUUUGGAUAUAAAUGUGAUUGAAAAUGUGAACAAUACAAAAAACUGCAUUUUCGUAAAGUGAAGGUUUGUGUGUCAUUCAGAUCUGACAAACUUUAAUGAAUAAAAACAAAAAUG